Caenorhabditis remanei is the source of this 270-nucleotide messenger RNA. RefSeq lists its product as uncharacterized. Bases 1 to 270 code for a protein of 89 amino acids. Lineage: Eukaryota; Metazoa; Nematoda; Chromadorea; Rhabditida; Rhabditidae. The record is from RefSeq and is a predicted model, not a curated record. The transcript has 3 exons.
AUGACACCGGAUGUUCCCCGACAAGAUCAGCUUCUCAAUUUUCAAUUGGCUAAUGAUCAACGAAUCCUGAACCAGAUGGCAGAGAUCGUGCCAGUGUUUAUUUUUCCUGACGCCUCGCGCGAAGAGCUUCUAAAUGCCUGUGUUGCCCUCGGAAAUCUGAACAGACAGCUCAUGAACUUUGCUCAACACCGAGCAUUCGCUAUCGGGUACGAAGAAAUGCUCGAUAGAAUGAUGGCCCGUUUAGAGAGAACAAUUGCCGAGGCGGAUUAA